AUGUGUUUACACUCGCAACACCGACCACACAUCGAACCGAUGGUGAGGUGUUCCGUUUUUUAUUUGGCAAUCCUGUUGUAAAUAUAGGCCAGCAUAAGUUUUCGAUAGGCACAGGUUGUUUUGGAGGAGUGUUCCGUCGUUGUUAAAAUGUUGUUGUUGAUGUUUUACUGUGCAUUGCUGCCGCGUACCUGCAACUGUUUGUUGACUGCAUUCGAGUGAUUCACAAAUUCCGCUCCCGCCUGUUGUGACGGGGAAUGUUAUUUACGUACGUGGAGGAACACUACGCUGGUGUGUGUGUCUAAUCCGUGUAAUGGCGUGAUGUUGUUGUUAUUAUCGGAUGUUGUUGACGACAUCACGAAAGACCUUAAGUAGGACCGACCGUGGCGCUGGGAAUUCAGUCUUCGACUCACCACACCAACGAACGCAAGAACAACCGUGAAACAAUCGAGGCAUCCCACUAGAGCCAGUGAGGUCGUGCCCCCCAAGAAAGAAAGCAAAGGAAAAUAAGUUGAACUGAAAGUGAAUGGACUCGUGAAUAAACCAAUAGACAGUGAAAGAACUUAUUGCAAGCGGCAUAAAACAAUUGUCACAGUUAAAGCAAGAUUUUCGUGAAGUGAAGUGUACAAUAUCAGCAAACGUGCCAGCAAGUGCCUUUAUCCCAGUGGGAGGUGGUAUUUGCUUAAUUUAGUUCUAACAAGCACGAACGGGCACAGUGGGAUUGUGCAAUCGUACAUCAGUAGUAGGCGAGCAUUGCCCCGGCUACUAAGCAGUUGAGAAAGCAACAGACAGCAGCAGCAGCAGCAUCAUCAGCAGCAUCAGCAUAAAAAGGAAAAUUAGAAACAAAAUUGAAAGUAUACAAAAAAGAUUACUGAAGUUCGUAAAAAAAAUUGUGCACCUUUCAUGCACCCACACGUGCGUUGGUGAAAACGUGUGCUGUGAAAAACACUUGUGUGUGAGUGGAAAAAGUGCUAGAUAAAUUAAUAGUGUGAUCUAAAAGUGGACAUUCAACCGAGGGCCAAAUUCUUUGGAAAGAACUAUGCAAAUCGAAUACAAAAAGUGUACCAAAUUGUUUUCCGGCUGUGGCGUCGCGUCACUGUUGGGUGUAUUGAGCUAUGAAGCAUACCGGACGUACGCAGCACUUUCCUCGUUGGUUGACACACGUGUACUAGAUAUUGACCGGAAGCGCCCAGACUACAUAUACAUCAAGCACCACAUCUACCGGCAGUCGCUGCGCGAACGUGCCCUAGAUGCGGAGAAUCAGCACCGCCUGCUUAACAUUGUCGUACAGCCGUUCGAGAAAUGGUGGAAAGCGCUGAAGCAUUCCGUUGCCUGGCGACUGCUCCGGAUAGCCCAGCAGGGCGAUCAGGCCGAGCGGCUAAAAGCCAUCCAUCAGCUAGCACAGAUCGAUCAUUUAAAAGAUUGGGACUUUCAACAUUUGGCACAGCUGUGCGAUCACCGAACGGCGAUCUCACUAGCCCGCUCCAACUGUGACACACGCUGGUUCCUUCCGCCACGCCAAUACGGUGUCGAGAAGGAGAUGCGCGAGGUGUUGGUGGAGAUGAAAUCGCUGCUGGAACUGCUGUCACCCCACAAGUGUGCGGCUUACGCGCUGGAGCAAACGUUCGGCAGCUCGGGACACAUUCGCGAACCGGACGGUGAUGAGGUGACGUACCAGAUGUCCCCGUCCCGGUUCGAGUACGACCAGCUCAAGCAAUCGCUCAGCGCCCUAAUCCACCUGACCGGGUUGGUCGGGCCGGAAGGUAAACAGCACUGCCGGCGGAUUGUCGAUGCCGGCGGAUUGCUAAUGCUGCUCGAGGCGGAAAAACUGUUCCGUGGCGAUAUCGAUAUGAAGCUGCUCAUUAGCCGGCUGGUGGGCAAUUUGUCUGCGUGCGAGGGACUGGGUUACGAGUUUUAUGCGAGCGGAUGGAUCGGUAUACUGGCGCGCUGGAAGCGUGACGUGGAUAUGCGCAUGCAGGUGACGGCUGAUCUGACGCUGGAAAACCUCGAUCAGGACGAUCCGAACGGGUUCCGGUAUGCGCCGAAGGUGUACCCGCUGCAUCCGCGCGGUCGCCAGCAAGCAAAGCCGGCCGUCGAUGUGGUGUUCAUCCAUGGGUUGCUAGGAGGAGUUUUUGUGACGUGGCGUCAGAAGGAUCUCAAACCGCAGGCUGCCAGUCUACUAGGUAAGAAACACAAAGACGUUCAUUUAGUGUCCACAUCGUGUACCGAUUCGUCCUCCACCAACAACAACGACAUUGCACUGCAACGACCACCACCACCAUUGGACGAUUUAACAAACCGCACGGACCACGCGCGCAGAGGGCCAGCAGCUAGUGCUUCCCGCUGGUACAGAAGUUGGUCCGCGAAAAAAUCCUCCUUCGAGGAGGACGCCGUGGAAGGCGCAGAAGAGGGCAUUGCACCGUACAAAGAUGAACUGCUUACGUUCCAAGAGUCAACCACAGCCGUACCGCGAGAUCCAUCGAUCAGCGACACCGAAACCAAAGAGCUAAUAGAGGCACUGCAACAGGAAGAACCACUCGGCUCAGACUGGACUGUCGUUUAUCCGGACGUACCGCUGAAAGCGGACGAAGACGCCCGAUCGGGAAAACGAUCUGCCACCGCUGACGGAGCCGCCUGCAGCGUGUCGGGAGACAGCUGGCUACAGGAACCGCUCGAAUCCGGCCAACGUUCCUUCUGCUGGCCGAUGGAAUGGUUACCGAAAGACUUCCCGAGCAUCCGUGUGCUUGGGCUCGAUUAUGAUUCCUCCCUGUCGCAGUGGUCCGCAACCGGCUGUCCGUGCGAAAAGUACGACGGCAAACUGCAGAAGCGAGCGGCUGAAUUCCUAGAAAAGCUUGCCACCUCCGACGUCGGUCAGGAUCGGCCCAUCAUCUGGGUAGGCCACUCGAUGGGAGGACUCCUGAUCAAAAGCAUCAUGGUGCAGGCCCUCGAAAGUCCGAACCCAAAGGUGCGCCGGCUGGCAGAAAACUCCCGCGUCGUCAUGUUCCUCGGUACGCCCCAUCGGGGUAGCGGUGUGGCCAAACUGAAGCAGCACACGUCCGCCCUCGUCUGGCCGUCGGUCGAGGUUCAGGAGCUCGAGGAAAACUCGUCCCAGCUGUUGCAUCUAAACAAAACGUUCCUGCGGGCGGUCGACGGGCUAGGGCCACGCAAACCCGAAAUCAUUACCCUCUGCGAGGGACGCCCAACCGUACUGACCUCGUUCAAGCUUGCCAUACACGUCGUGCCGGAAAGUUCGGCCCGCAUCGAUGCGGGCGACUUCUAUCUCACCAGCGAGGAUCAUCUCAAUCUCAGCAAACCCAUCUGCCGGCAAUCGUUCCUUUACCAACGGCUUGUCGGUGCCAUCCAGGAUGCGAUGCGACCAAGCGGAGCGGAGAGCAGUGUGCCGGUGGCGAAGGCAGCCCUAAACACUGCACACCACCACCAGCAACAGCAGCUUAUUUUCCACGGCACGAAGAAAAGUGGCAGCUCGGCAUCGGCCGCCCUAUCCAGCCUGUACACGCAGCUGAAGCAGUUUGAGCAGCUGAUGAAUGUGUUUCUUUAAUUUUUGGUUCCAGGAAGCUGAAGGCUACCACCACCGUUGACAACUGACAUCGCAUUUGUUUCGAUGUAAUGAAGUGAUCUUUUUUUCGUUUUAAGUUAUUUAAUUGCUUUUUUGGUAAUGUUAGCUUAGCGCAACAACACUUUUUUGUAGUUGAUGUUAUUUAUUUGUUUCUCUUUCUAUCGCCAUAGUUUAUGGUACUGGUACCGAAGCACAAACCGCGAAUAUUUACACCGAGAAAGUAUUUUGUUGAUAAUAAAAUGAAACUGAACGAAAUUUAAAA
Anopheles stephensi (Asian malaria mosquito) is the source of this 3836-nucleotide messenger RNA. RefSeq names its product protein SERAC1. The record is from RefSeq and is a predicted model, not a curated record. Lineage: Eukaryota; Metazoa; Arthropoda; Insecta; Diptera; Culicidae. The transcript is spliced from 5 exons. The coding region runs from base 1037 to 3556 and encodes 839 amino acids.